Cryphonectria parasitica EP155 is the source of this 1632-nucleotide messenger RNA. Its product is annotated as family 28 glycoside hydrolase. Lineage: Eukaryota; Fungi; Ascomycota; Sordariomycetes; Diaporthales; Cryphonectriaceae. Gene Ontology annotation, molecular function: polygalacturonase activity. The transcript has 3 exons. Bases 1 to 1632 code for a protein of 543 amino acids. The record is from RefSeq and is a predicted model, not a curated record. Gene Ontology annotation, biological process: carbohydrate metabolic process.
AUGGCUCCUCGUCUUCUCACAACUGGCCUGCUGGCCACAGUCAGCUACAUCCUCCCGGUGUCGGCUCAGCUGUCUGGAACGGUUGGACCGACCACGUCCACCUCGGCCAAGGCUGCCACCAAGGUGUGCAACAUUAUGGACUACGGUGGUGUGGCGGACGCGACGACAGACAACAGUGCCGCCAUCACCUCGGCCUGGACCGACUGUGCCUCUGGUGGUGAGGUCCUCAUCCCGGCUGGUGAUUAUGGCCUGGAGACCUGGGUCACCUUGAGCGGAGGCUCGGGCGUGUCCAUUAAUCUGGAGGGCAUCAUCUACCGCACGGGUACCGCUGACGGCAACAUGAUUGGGAUUGAGGACAGCACGGAUAUUGAGAUCUACUCUGCCACGUCGGCCGGUGCCAUCCAGGGCUAUGGCUAUGAGUUCCACAAGGACGGAGAGUACGGUGCUCGUCUCAUGCGGUGCACCAAGUGUGUCGACUUUAGCAUCCACGAUAUCAUCCUCGUGGAUGCCCCCCAGUUCCAUCUUUCUCUGGACACCUGCAGCAAUGGAGAGGUGUACAACAUGAUCAUCCACGGAGGAUACGAGGGAGGCCUGGACGGUAUUGAUGUCUGGGGCAGCAACAUCUGGGUUCACGACAUCGAGGUCUCGAACAAGGAUGAGUGCGUCACGGUCAAGGACCCGUCCAACAACCUCCUCAUCGAACAGGUGCACUGCAACUGGUCUGGAGGCUGCGCCAUGGGCUCCCUCGCCUCUGGCAUUGACAUCUCCGACAUUGAGUACAACUACAUCUACACCCACGACUCGAACCAGAUGUAUAUGAUCAAGUCCAACGGCGGCAACGGAACCGUCAAGAACCUCGCCUUCAACAACUUCAUGGGCCACUCCAACGCCUACACCCUGGACUUUGACACCGCCUGGAGCAGCAUGGACGUCGUGGCAGGCGACGGCAUCGACUACUCCAACAUCACCUUCAGCGGCUGGACCGGUACCUGCGCUGAUGGCGAGGAGAGAGGCCCCGUCAAGGUCAACUGCCCCGCGGAGGUGCCUUGCGAUGAUAUCACCAUCGAGGAUUUCAACGUCUGGACCGACAGCGGCAGUGAGGUCCUCUACGGCUGCCAGAACGCCUACGGCACUGGAGCCUGCCUGGUUUCCGGAGAUGCCAAUGCCGCCUACACGACCACCCAGACCACUGACUGUCCUCUCUCUUUCUCUCCGGUAGUGGACAACGAGCUCUCCACCGGCUACGACAUCUCGUCUUCCAUCCCCAUCCCAAGCAUGCCUGCCUCUUUCUACCCUGGCAGGGCACCCAUCUCGGCCAUCCUGGCUGGGUCUUCCUCCGCAACGACGGCUGCCGCUGAGGCCGUUGCUGCAGCCUCGACCACCGGUGCUGCUGCGGCUGCCACCGGUGGCAGCGCCCGCGCCAGCUCAUCCGCCCCAGUGGCCACGUCCGCCGCCGCCAGCUCUACUUCGGUCGCCAGCUACACCGCUGCGGUUACCUCUGCUGCCCAGGCGAAGCCGUCGUCUGGUGGCCACAGUGGUCACGGCCAGGGUGGCUGGGGUGGAUUCUUCGGCAAGGGCAGCUUUGAGAAGGCUGGUGUCCCUGGCAAGAGGUCGGCCAAGCUUCGUUACUAG